Lagopus muta (rock ptarmigan) is the source of this 2791-nucleotide messenger RNA. Its product is annotated as protocadherin beta-16-like. NCBI's taxonomy places the organism in Eukaryota, Metazoa, Chordata, Aves, Galliformes, Phasianidae. The record is from RefSeq and is a predicted model, not a curated record. The coding region runs from base 16 to 2451 and encodes 811 amino acids. Gene Ontology annotation, biological process: homophilic cell-cell adhesion. The transcript has 2 exons. Gene Ontology annotation, cellular component: plasma membrane. Gene Ontology annotation, molecular function: calcium ion binding.
GUCCGGCGGCCCGGCAUGGCGGCUGCGAGGCAAGUGCUGUGUGUGUGGGCUUUGCUGGGCGUGGCGCGCGUUCGCUGCGAGCCCAUCCGCUACUCCGUGGCCGAGGAGGGCGAGAGCGGCUCUCCGGUGGGCGACGUGGCGGAGGACGCGGGGCUGGCCCCGGCGCAGCUCUCGGCUCGCCGGGCGCGCAUCGCCUCGCCGGCCGGCCGGCAGCACUUUCGCUUAGAGCGCGGCAGCGGCCGCCUCGUAGUCGCCGAGCGCCUCGAUCGGGAGGAGAUGUGCGGACGCUCCCGCACCUGCACGCUCGCCUUCGAGCUGCUGCUCGCCGACCCGCUGCAGUUCUUUGCCAUUGAGGUGUCCGUGGAGGACAUCAAUGACCACUCGCCGGUCUUCCCGGACGAACGGGUGACUUUAAAGAUCCCUGAGAGGGGCGACCCAGGCUCCCGUUUCCCAGUGGAGGCUGCUCAGGACCUGGACAUUGGCAGCAAUGACAUCCAGGCUUACAGCAUCGUUCCUGAGAACGAGUUCUUCACUGUCUCCUAUCAGAAUCAAAGUGAGAGCGAGAUGCAUGUCGACCUUGUUUUGCAAAAGCCUCUGGACAGAGAGGAGCAGCCAGAGAUGGAUUUCACUCUCGUUGCCACGGAUGGAAGUUAUCCACCGAGGAGUGGAACCACCCAAAUCCACAUCAUAGUUCUGGACGUAAACGACAAUGCUCCCAUCUUCACACAGAAGGUGUUCAGUGGGCAUGUUUUGGAAAAUGCUCCAAAAGGUUUUGUGGUUCUCAGAGUGAUGGCAAAUGAUGCUGAUGAUGGAAUAAAUGGUGACAUUACAUAUGAAUUUACACAACCAGGUGGACAGACGUAUUCAGAUUUUACAGUUGACCCCAGGAGUGGUGAAAUUCGAGUCACGAGAAGUCUGGAUUUUGAGACUGCGCAGAAAUAUGAAUUCAGUUUGAGGGCCGUGGAUGGAGGGGGCCUUUCAGCAAUGUGCAAGGUAGUGGUGGAGGUGAUGGAUGUGAAUGACAACGCACCAGAGAUCGUGGUCAGUUCCUUCAGCAGCCCGAUCCCUGAGAAUGCAGCACCCGGGACAGUGGUCGCACUCUUCUCUGUCACCGACAAGGAUUCCGGUGUGAAUGGGGAGAUCAGCUGUGCCCUGCAAGAACAGCUGUCCUUCUCCCUGCGGCCAGCCUUUAGGAACUACUACGAGCUGGUGACCGUGAGCGCGUUGGACCGGGAGCAAACGGCACGUUACACGGUGGUUGUCACGGCCGCAGAUGCAGGGUCUCCUCGUCUGAGCAGCAGCCACACGUUCACCGUGGACAUCUGGGACGUGAAUGACAACGCGCCCGUCUUCAACCAGACGUCGUACACCAUGUACGUGCACGAGAACAACGUCCCCGCGCUGCUGGUCGGGGCCGUGCAGGCAAGGGACGCGGACGCGGGAGCCAACGGCAAGGUGAGCUAUUCGCUGGUGGCGGCCGAUCCGCCCGAACGAGAGCCGUGCUCGUGCGUGUCCGUGAACUCCGAGAGCGGAGCCGUGUUCGUGCUGCGGCCGCUGGACUACGAGCAGCUGAGGCAGCUGGAGGUGGUGGUGAGCGCUGCGGACGCGGGGUCCCCUCCCCUGAGCAGCAGCGUCGUCGUCCGCCUGCUGGUGGUGGACGAGAACGACAACGCGCCGCUGGUGCUGCACCCCAGCGCGCAGGACGGCGGCCGUGCUUGGAGCGAGCCGGUGCCCGCGUGGGCCGAAGCGGGGGACCUGGUGAGCAAAGUGGUGGCCGUGGACGCCGACUCGGGGCAGAACUCGUGGCUUUCGUACGGGCUGCUGAGGGCCACGGAGCCGGGGCUGUUUGCCGUGGGCGCGCAAAGCGGGGAGGUGCGGCUGAGGAGGCCGCCGACGGAGAGGGACGCGGCGAAGCAGCAGCUGGUCGUGCUGGUGCGGGACAACGGGCGGCCGCCGCUGUCGGCCACCGCGGCGCUCAGCGUGCUCCUCCUGCACGGCUCCCGGGACGCCGAGCUGCCGCAGCAGAGCCCCGCCGCGCACGACGACGACGGCUCCCUCACCGCCUCCUUGAUCGUCGCCUUGGUCUUGGUCUCGCUCCUGUUCCUGGUGUCGGCGGCGGCCUUUGCGGCGUGCAAGGCGUGCAAGAGCAAGGAGCCGAGCAGCGGGCACGUGCUGUACGGCCCCAGCGGCGUGCAGAGCUGCGUGGCUGAUGGGGCCGCUGCCGGGACCCUGCCCCACGCCUAUUGCUACGAGCUCAGCCUCAGCACGGGCUCGGGCAACAGCGAGUUCCAGUUCCUCAAGCCCGUGCUGCCCAGCCUGCCGGCGCAGCGCUGCAGCACCGGGGUGGCCGGCGACGAUGCCGAGCAUUUCCCUGCUGCCCCUGUCCCCGUGGGGGAUGCUGAUGUCGAGAGCCCCGGCAUGCAGUCUGUGGGACAGUUUCACGGCUUUUAAUUACCACGGGGUCUGCAUUUCCAGCUGAUUCAUGCCUUGUUUAGUGUGGCUUAUAUGCUUUGAUAAUUAACUCCAGGUCUGCUUGUUUAGAUCUGCUUUUGUAGUUUACCUCCCAUUCCACAAGAACGUGAUUGUAAUUGGAAGCUGUGGAUAUUAACAAGGAAGCUGGGUGUGUGCUUUCUGAGUCUCCCCUAGAUUUCAGUCUCUCAGUCUUCUAGCUCUGGCCACAACAGAAAUUCCCUGUCUUUCAAGAGGUCCCCAGAAAUGUGUGUUUCUGCUGACAGCCCAUCUGCCAGCUGGAUGAGGACAGAGCCUGCAGGAUGUGAGGGCUGGAUUUGGU